Messenger RNA from Lineus longissimus, 6744 nucleotides. Its product is annotated as importin subunit alpha-7-like. The transcript is spliced from 12 exons. Gene Ontology annotation, biological process: NLS-bearing protein import into nucleus. Gene Ontology annotation, cellular component: nucleoplasm; cytoplasm; nucleus. Bases 81 to 1682 code for a protein of 533 amino acids. Lineage: Eukaryota; Metazoa; Nemertea; Pilidiophora; Heteronemertea; Lineidae. Gene Ontology annotation, molecular function: nuclear import signal receptor activity; protein binding. The record is from RefSeq and is a predicted model, not a curated record.
AAUUUUCUCUGCGGCAGGAAUCCACACUGUGAAAGUCAAGGCAAAAAUAAAUUUUAGAUCGCAAUUUAUAAAAAAAGACAAUGGCGGACCUCAACACCAGUGGAGCCAAUAAUCGGUUGAAGGCUUACAAGAACAAAGCCCUUGAUGCCCAAGAAAUGAGACGCAGAAGAGAAGAAGAAGGAAUACAGCUGAGGAAGAUGAAGCGAGAGGAACAGCUGGCCAAAAGAAGAAAUGUUGCCGUGCCUGCAGAGGACAUGGAUGAGUUGCCCUCUCCGACAGUCUCAUCAUCAGGACAGUCCCUCUUUCAGGUGGUGACUCGAGACAUGGUACCAGCAUUGUACAGUGAUGACAUUGAGCAACAACUCUCAGCAACUCAAAGGUUUAGGAAGCUCUUAUCUCGAGAGCCUAACCCGCCGAUAGAUGAAGUCAUCCACACUGGCAUCAUACCAAGAUUUGUAGAAUUCCUACAGACUGAUGGCAACUGCACUUUACAAUUUGAGGCUGCUUGGGCUUUGACAAAUAUAGCAUCUGGCACCUCUUCACAGACCAGGAUCGUAAUAGAAGCUGGCGCUGUGCCAAUAUUUAUCCGACUACUGAACUCUGAGUAUGAAGAUGUUCAAGAGCAGGCAGUCUGGGCGUUGGGAAAUAUAGCUGGCGAUAGUCCUGAAUGCCGUGACUAUGUCUUAAAUAAUGGUAUCUUGGUACCAUUAUUGCAAUUGCUAAGUAAAUCCACCAGGUUGUCAAUGACGAGGAAUGCAGUAUGGUGCUUAUCCAAUCUUUGUCGAGGGAAGAAUCCGCCUCCUGACUUUCCCAAGGUAUCACCCGCGUUGCCCAUCUUAUCAAGGUUGCUGUUCAAUAAUGAUAAAGAUGUAUUAGCUGAUUCUUGUUGGGCUUUGUCCUACCUAUCUGAUGGUCCGAAUGAGAAGAUACAGGCAGUCAUUGAUUCGGGCGUCUGUCGGAGAUUAGUCGAAUUACUGAUGCACAAUCAGCACAGCGUUGUGUCAGCUGCCCUGCGAGCCGUCGGUAAUAUAGUGACAGGCGACGACAUUCAGACUCAAGUGAUAUUAAACUGUUCUGCCUUACCCUGUCUCUCACACCUGCUAAGUAAUUCUAAGGAAUCGAUUCGGAAAGAGGCAUGCUGGACUAUCUCAAAUAUAACAGCUGGAAAUAGGGCACAAAUUCAGGCCGUCAUAGAUGCCAAUAUUUUCCCUAUCCUUAUUGAAAUACUAAGUAAAGGGGAAUUCAAACCACGAAAGGAAGCAGCAUGGGCUAUCGUCAAUGCCACAUCAGGAGGUACACCUGAACAAAUUAGAUAUUUGGUUGAGCAAGGUUGUAUUCCACCACUCUGUGAUCUGCUGACGGUGAUGGACAGCAAGAUCAUCCAGGUGGCGCUAAACGGACUGGAAAAUAUCUUACGAUUGGGGAAACAGGAUGCCAAAGAAAGUGGAACGAAUAAUCUAUACGCUGUCAAAAUUGAGGAGUGUUAUGGUCUGGAUAAGAUCGAGUAUUUACAAAGUCAUGAAAAUAAGGAAAUCUAUGCGAAGAGUUAUGAUAUGAUAGAGACUUUCUUUGGUUCAGAAGACGAAGACCGUGAAUUGCUCCCACGUACGGCAGAAGACGCCAAUCAAUUUGAUUUUGGAUCAGAAUUGAAUGCUCCUGUGGGCGGAUAUGAAUUUGCAUAGCUGGUCAAACAUCUGGUCAAAACAGAGGGAAAUGUUUCCCUGGACUGCUCACCGCUGCUACAAGUUUUUUCCUGCUGUGGGUGUCGAUUUUCUAUUUGCUUGAAAUUUGGACACUGGCGAUGUGAAGUAAAACUAAAGAUGGCCGCUUUUACUGCCAAUUGAUAGUCCAGUUUAGGAAAGUUGCCCUUUACCCUGUGCACCAUCUCAGCAGAAAAUUUUUGUGAAUUAUGCUGAUACUCUUUCAUGUGCUUCCGAGAAAGGUGUGGAAAAUGCACUGGAAAAGUAAUAGACUUUCAACCAAUUGGCUGUGGUGAUAUGUCCGCCUGGUGUCAUGCAGCACUGUGCAAGCAUACACUGACUUGAACGUUUUCUUCCCGUGCUCCAUGCCAAUGGUUGGUGCCCUUGAAUUGAGCUGGGUACGGCACCUCACGAAGAAAAUAUUCCAAUUAUUUACAGGAAAACUCGACUAGAAAGACACACUGAAAAGGUUACUUGUUCUCAUUUGACUAAACACUGACUGAUACUGCCUUUUUUCAGUCCCUGGUGUCGGCAAGAAUUGUUGGCCUGUUGGUAUAUUGUUGGUCAAGAGGCUGUUUGGUGGUCUUGGAGAGGAAAGUGAUUGUUGAAGACGGAUUUCAGCAAACACAUGAAGAUUUCCUUGUGUCACUUUAUUGGGAAAUUGAUGAUAUGACAUCAGAAGUAUCAGUUCAUGUAGGUUUCAUUGCAUGCAAGUCUUGAAAAUCAGGUGAAAAUUGUAAUUUGAAAUAAUGAGUCCAGAUACUGAUAAUACUUCGGAGAUCUUCAGUCUUGUCAUUCUGUUUUGUUGUAGAAUAUUUUCAAUGACAGACUGCAUUUAAACUUGGUCAUUUGCAUAGCUGUGUACAUUUGUUCAUAUAGUUGGGUUGUGUAAAAAAAUUGUGGAACGAUAUGCUUUGUUUUUGCCAAGGUAUGGAGCCCUGGCAUUCGAUAUAAUUUAAAUUCAAUAUGAUUAUCAAUUCUGUGAGGACUGAGGGUACAAAGGCAGACAAAGUCAUUACUAAAAGGUAUUCAAACUUCCCCGAUUCUAUAAAAACUGGUUUUACAUAGUUGUUGGUGCAUUGGUGCAGAGUAGGUUCUCAUGUGAAAUCAUUAAAUUUUCAUUUCUUGGUGGAGUUUUUUUUAUCAAAUCAAACCAGAAUCUAACCUGCAAUCAUACAUGUAGUUAGAGAGUUGCCUGAAAUUACUCCCUUAGAAGGUUGGUCUAAUUAGACUCGUAUGUGACUUUCAGUUGUGCUGGUAUCUUUUUGUCCUCAAGGAAUUACGUGGAUAACAUGUUUUGAAGUUCGAUACAUGUUCCAAUUGUGUGCACUAAUGUUUUUUUACCAGUCAUAAACAACACACCAACAGUUAUUAGUAUACCUGAUGCAGAUAUCGAACUGGUUAUUGUGAUAAAAACUUUUGCAGUCCUUCAUUAUUGUGACAAAUUGUGAUUUGGCAUUAUUACCGUUACUGUACAAGGAAAUUGUGACCAGACGGCACAUGUUUGAAUGUGUUUAUUUUCAUACAAGAAUUUUUGAUGUGGAAAGGAAGAAAUAAUUAAGGCCAAAAGUGACUCUCAGGUUUGUGGCAGCAGGUAUUAAGGUAACUCGGUGUGUAGUUUUCUCGCAUAGUACUGACUUAUGAUGCAAAAUAUUAUGUCCAUUUAAAUUUGACCACCGCAUUAUCAAAGAGUUUAGAUAUGUUACUUUCAUCAUAUUGGCAGCGGCAAACUGAGAACAAAAAUGGGGUGCUGAAAUGACGGUUCAGGUUAUUGGGAAGUGCUUGGAAUCAAAACCAGUCUCGACGAGUCCUGAUGGAAUGUUUUCUUCAUCACCUGAAUCUGGUCGGUUACUAUUUUUCUGUGACCAUGGCAUAUAUAUGCCAACAAGUGUCGCAAUCAUGUUUAAAUUUGGGUUGUACAGAAAAUCUGAUUGGUCCUUUGCCAAUUGCUUUGACGCUUAGAAAUCCGCUGUGACCAUUAUAGUAUUAAUGGCCAAAGCCAGUUACUCUUAAGUAAGCAUGUCUGAACUUUAUAAUGUACAUAAAUCCUCUAUGAGGUGGUCAGAUGUCAUAUUGAAAUGAAUAAAGUCAUAUUUCACGAUACAAAAACCUGUGCUGGAUACCUCGAUGCCAUCCUUUACAUUACAAGUACCAGCAAUCUACCAUACAGUUGCAAACCUUGAAUGGCAAUGCAUCGACUUGCAUUGGUGGGAUUAGUACUUGUAUUGUGUGAUGGCAGUACUGGGGUGAACAAUUAGAAAUCAGGUAAGAAAAUUGGGGCAUAAGUUGGAUAGAAAACAAAAAAUGUGGGGUGCAACUUGAAGCUGUUGCAAGUGGCUCUAUUAUAUAAAGCAGAGUUUGCUUUUGACCAAAAUGAAAUUUGGUCUGCUCCUGCGUAUUUCCGACUCUCCAUUUGCUGUCACUGUAUUAAAAGUUGUACAUUGUAAUUUAUUAAUGUUAAUUUUGAUGACAGAUAAAGUAUUUGGUGCAUGUCUUGCGAAGAAAAGGCCUGCCUGAAAGUGUAACGGAGGUUGGUCUCAAACUGUUGUUGUCAAAAAAUGAACUGAUCAUGAACGGAGUGGUAUCAGUUCUGUCUACAUGUAUGUCUACUCUAGUUCCCCUGCUCAGGUACAGAUACAAGUAAACUCCACACACAUGUUUUCAUUCUCCAUGCACCUGAAAAGUUCUACAGUCUAUUGAAGUCAACCAUUGUAGCACCCUGAUUUUUUUUUUUCAAAAGUAAAUUGGGGUACUAUGAACUGCAGCUGGUUGUUCUUGUUCAUUCACACUGUAUUUUUGCACCAAUUACUCUUAGCAUUUAUGACAAGAAAAGAGGAGCAAAUUUUGCCCAUUUGCGGAUGAGAUAUAGAACUACAAUUCCCUUUAUAAUUCACAGAACACUGUAUUUGUUUACAAUAUGUUAUAUUCACUGGUCUUUUCAUUCUGGAUGCUCUUACCCCAUCAAAAUUGAUCGGAAUAGUGAAGUCCCUGAAAAAAUUAACAAAUUAUUUUGGUGCUUUUAGUUUAGAGUUUGGAUUGGAAGCUUACAUUGAAUCUCAUUCACUUCGUGCUCGACACUAUUGCCUAGUAUUUUUUGUGUCUUCCUCAUGUCAUGUUUUUUGUGGAAUCUGUAUUCAUUGAUCUUGUCAUUUCAAUGUGCUAUCGGUAAUAUUUUUAACCUUUUCUUGUUGUUUUUCCAAAAACCACCGAAUCCGUUACUAGGAAGUCACUACAGUUAUUUGCUCCAAACAUAACUAAAAUAUUACACUACAGAACAGGGUUUAAAUUGUGUAACUUUUUCUGUUGAUCACAAUCAUGGAAUCAAAUCUUUGAAUGACAUUCUGAAGCCUCUUUAUAGUCUUUUUUAUAGUUGAUGACUUUUUUUGUUCAUGGUGUUGUCUAUAUUCCAGCAAAGCAUUUAUCAAAUAAGUAUAAGAAAUGGCAAACCCCUUCUUUGCAGACAUUAUCCCUAAACCAGCCCACAUUGCAGAGUGCUUUGCGUGGUGAAUGGUAGGCAAGGCCUACUCAUAAAUUUUGGACUUGUCUAUUUUGGCAGUAGUUUCUGCAAGGCUCGUCACAGUUUAUAGUCAACUUCUGAGACUGAUUGAUUUGGGUUCCUAUACAUGUACUACCAAUUUUAUAAGAUCAUUCAAUAUUUUCAUCAGAAACUUUUUCGCUCCCUAAUGGAAGGAUUUAAAUGUAAUUAUGUUACAUAUGACAGCCGAUAAUGGUUUCUCUUUGUGGCUUAUGAUGAGUACCACCGGUACAUCGAGCAUUUCCUGAAAUGUCGAAGUGUUCUUCACUAUACUGCGUUAUUAUGGUAUUGGAUCACAUCUGUCAUCCACAAUUACUUGCGUUUCAUCUCAUUUACCUAUGCUGUAGUUAAAUCUUGAAUAUAUAUGCAUUCUGCAGGGGAAAAACAGUGAAAAUUUAGUGACCAACUGGUAAGUUUAAUGAAAGUAAUAGAAGUGAAAAUGACAUAUAUUAGUAAACUGUGAACCGGUUUAUUUGCAAGCUUGUGUUUUUUUAUGUAGUUUAUUACAAUACAAGAAGUAAACAGUUGGCCCAGGUUUGGAUUUCAUUGGUCUUACAUUUAGGCCUUGUACAUGUAUGCAUUAUGCACACUACAGUAGGUCUUAAACCAAUAAAACUGUCAUUCUUAAGGUAUUCGAUGUGAUUUUCACCUGUUUCAUGGAAAGUCCACGUAUUGGCUAUGUCAUUGAGGCAAAAUUAUAAAGUGACAUUUUGACAAGUUGUUGCGGCCUCUGCCGGUUUAUUGUCACUGGGGUCAAUUCUGCCUCUCCUUAAAAUUCAUAGCACAGUUCUGUGUGAUUUGGUGUUCAAAACAUACAUGUAUAAACAGGUCUGGCCAUCCUCGGAAACCUGCGUAUUCCUGAUACCAUGAGUCUGCCUUCCCAAUGCAUUCGGACUUGGUAUCACACAGUGCCAUCUGGUCAUUAGACUUGAAAACUCUAGUACCCAUCCCGAGGCACAAGAAGUCAGAAAUUUGAAUGGGUAUUUCUACAAAUUGACAUGGUAAACUGAAAAUGGCCAGAGAGAUGUUCUUAUGUUACUCUUCUACGCAUGUAUCUGUCUUGAAAAUACUCAAGUGUGGCCAGUGCUUUCUGGAUGUAUGUGGGCAGGGCUCAAAUUUAAGCUUUGCAGUUGGUGCCCCACCCCCGCAAAGCCCUUCGUGUCCUCUUUAAUCUUCCCCUGUGCCAAAAUGUCUCUAUCAAAAUGGGUGCCCUUUUAUUUGAAUUUGUAGUUUUAAGGCCUUCGUGCGUAUACCUGGGCCAUCAAUUUGGUGAAUACAGGUUUGAGAAUAUGGCCAGACCUGUUGAACAGCGUGUUGUGAACUUGGUAAUUAUCGAGUCCAAGAUUACACCGACACACUUUGUAAAUAAUCCAUUUGUACAGAUUUAUAGAUGCUCCAACAUUUUUCAACAAAAGCAACAGUUCAUGAUUCACAUUGAUGACAUUUGAAAUUUCAUUGAUUCGUGUGAAUUUAGUUGCAGUUCAAUAAAUUUGAAACAAAUCAUCCAAA